Aedes aegypti (yellow fever mosquito) is the source of this 7432-nucleotide messenger RNA. RefSeq lists its product as uncharacterized. The transcript is spliced from 6 exons. The record is from RefSeq and is a predicted model, not a curated record. NCBI's taxonomy places the organism in Eukaryota, Metazoa, Arthropoda, Insecta, Diptera, Culicidae. The coding region runs from base 774 to 6542 and encodes 1922 amino acids. Gene Ontology annotation, molecular function: protein serine/threonine kinase activator activity; nucleic acid binding; zinc ion binding. Gene Ontology annotation, cellular component: nucleus; Dbf4-dependent protein kinase complex. Gene Ontology annotation, biological process: positive regulation of nuclear cell cycle DNA replication; regulation of cell cycle phase transition.
CGCAGUAACCGAUGAUCGUCGAAAGUUGUGGCGGAGAAGAAAAAUGGCGCGUGUUUGUGAACGGUGCGAUUUUCGGUAGUUUUUACGCUGGUAAAAGACUUCGUGUUCGCUCAAAAUUCCUACCAAAGUGUAGCCCCAGUGGCGGUGCAUUCGGGAGUGGUGAAAUUUUCAGUGAAAGUCCCAAAUACAGAAGUGAAUCGUCGAUUGAAUCUUUUUCCGGGGUGGUCUUUCUCGGUUUGCUAGGCAGCGGGUAAGGGCUUCUUUGCCGUUGUUGUUUUCCUGGUUUCAGUGGAUGAUGAUUGUGAUGAUUGCCUUGCGUGACGGCGCCACCAAUACUAGUGCAGUUGUGAUACCAACACCAGCUCGUAAUGUGUUUUGUUAUGAAAAUGAAUGACCUCCCGCCUUACAGUCGCGCAGUUGAUAAACAGAAAGUUGUUGGACGUUUUCUGCUUUGGUAAACAUGCAAUUUUGAAGUGCAGUUUAGUCUGCUAAGAAGAACAGUGCUCUUAUCUUUAGGGAAUUUUCGGAGAAGUAAAAAGUGCAACGUUCCGUCAGGUGUAACGGGAAGAAUCUUUGAUAAGGGGCCUAGUAACAUUGUUAUACUGAAAAAACUGCGAAAUUUCUAGCUAUACUUAAAGUGGUAAUGUUGUUCAAUGUGUGACAUGGCGACUAGUACGGGUUCGGGCGCGUCCGAUAGUAUGAAGUGACGGGAAACUGGAAGGAAGAAAACCGAAUCCGGUUGGUAGCUGCACCGCGCCUUUAAUGUCGGAGGCAUGGUAUCGCCCUCCAAGACGAAAUAUUCGAGGGUCGCAGCCAAUCAACAGCAGAAAACGGCGUCUUCGAAUAAAGUGAAACUCGUAAAAGGCCCGAGACCCUUGAUACAUCAUCGUUUCUACUUGGACAUCCAGCGGUACCAGCUAGCGAACGAGAUCGAAACCACCAUCAAGGAGCUCGGCGGUCAAAUCGAAUUCUUCCUGAACAAAGAGAUCACCCAUUUUAUCACCGACAAGGACUACCAGAACCCGCAUCAGCAGAAUCCACAACAGCGCAGGGGACCCGAAUCGGACAGCGGUCAAUCCAGUCAGCAGCUGCAGCAACGCCCCGUCACUCCGACAACUCCGCAGACUCCGAGGACCCCGCUAUCGUACGUGUACCAUCCGCAUCUGCAGCAGUAUGUGAACGAGGCCUCCCCGUCGUCACCAUGCAUAGGCGGUACACCGAAUCCGACGCAGCCAGGACUGGCGCUGGCCAGCGGGUCUACAGCCGUCAAACCAUCGAUACCGCGCAGCCGUGCGGAUGCUAUGCUCCAGCGAGUCCGACAACAGCAGCAGCAGCAGCAACAGUACAACAGUAACAACGCAUCGAGUGCACCUCAGAGCCCUUGCAGUCCAGCCCCGGGCCACCGACCGAACCAGCAGUCCGAUCGGCUCCAGCAAUCGCCGGCCCAUCUCGCCAAGUCCUGGGGUAAACCCAUCUGGACCACCGAGUACGCCGUCAAGUUCUUCAAGAAGGUCAUCGAAACGUGCAGCGCCCAUCGGAACCACGAUCUCCCUUCGCUCUCGAAAACUACCGCGUCUUCUUCGGAACCCGUGCGAAAAUCGACCAACGUUCAGCACUUGCGGGGGGACUUCAUCAAAAUCGAAUCCUUUCAGCGGCACUAUCGACCGGCUUUCCAGCUGUUCAAAAAGUGGCCGGUACUGAACUUGAACACCCGAUCUACUGCGUCCCCGUUCAACAGUAACAACCGCGAGCGAGAUCGGGAUCGGGAUCGUGACCGAGACCGCGAUCGUCCGAGUCCGAAAGCGGCUACCGGAACCACCAACAAUCCGCAGAAGGCCGCGGGACAAGCGGCCCCUACCACCAGCACCACCAAUCAAACCAAUGCCCGCACGAAGCCGACGCAGCAGCAACAGCAACGGUGCGGGUAUUGUGAAAUCUGCCGGAUCGAGUACGACGUUUUGGCGAACCAUUUGGCCGCCGAGAAGCACAGUGCGUUUGUGAAGAACGAUGCCAAUUUUGCGGCGCUGGAUAAAUUGAUCAGUGAGGGGGGUGUCGAUUUGAAGACGUUUCUCGAGAACAAUCCGGCUCCCGUGUUGUCGGAAGCUGAGGAGGAAGAAGUGAAGGAAGAACCUGAAGCGGAAGCAAAAGAACCAAGUGAACAAGUGCGAAGAGACGCCAAUAUAGAGGGGGUCAAACUGGAAGAAACUACGGAAGUGAUAUGUGAAAAACAUGUGGAAAAUGAAGUGAGGGAAAAGACAAACAGAGAAGAAAAACAAGAAGAACACGAAGACGAAAACAAAAGGAUAGUUGUUGGUGAAGAGCUAAGUGAACAAAAGUCGCCUAAAGUGAUAAGGACUUAUUCCAGGAGACAUAAAGACAAGAACCAUCUUCUAGCAUCGCAAGAUCCCGCCGAUUCAGCCGGAUCAUCUACCAGAUCUCCACCUGCCAAACGCACCUACGAGGGCCGAAAGCAAAGACGCCGAGCGGCAGCACUAGCACUAGCGUCGAUCGUAUUUCCUGCUUCGCCAGCGCCCAGCCCCAAACCGGCGGACGAUCAGUUACCACUGUCGGAGCAGGACAAGGAAGAGGAACCUCCUCCAGCAAUCAGCACCGCCGUUUUCGACGUUCAUCCGCCGCCGCCGGAACCAUCCAACUCCAAGGACGCGUCCGAAGCGCAAAUGUUUGGACGACGCUCAGCGAUCUAUCAUCAUCCUCACAACACACUCAACCAUCACAAUCAUCAGAAAGUGAAAGCGGCCCGGCAGCUCCAGCAGCAAGUGAUCCUCGGUGGCGGCAGCGUGGCAGUCUCCAUUACGUCUGGCACCACCGGGGUCGUCCCGGAAGCACCCAGCGCAGAGGAAAUGAAAGUGCUCAACAACGAACCUAUCAAGAACGGCCCCAGCGACAAAGAGAAAGAACGCCAAUCGAAACGCAGCGCAGCGGAUAGAAUGGGACUGAAGGGAUCCACCCUGAAACCAAACGCGGUCCAUCACCCGUCAGUCGAAAUGCUCGAAUGUGAAGGUCUGGAUCCGAAGAACACCAAGCGGAUCAGUUUGGGCCUGCGACAGAACCCGAAGCGGGCAAAUCUCAACGAAGAUUUUACCAGCUUGCUGGAUGAGACUCUAGGCCCGAUGCGGAAACCCAGAGUUCGGCGGGAGUCGGCCAAACGGGUCAACUACUCCGAACCACGGGAAGACGAAAUUGCAUCCCAAGAGGAAAUCAUGCAGAGUAUUCUGGAGAAAACGGCAAAAGAAGCCAGCGAAAACGCAGCCAAAAAGAAGAAACCGGGAUCGCCAAAGCGGCCUCUGGACGUGAAAAUCCGGGGAAUCCAAUGGCGAGCUCCAUCACCCCAGGCUCGCCCUCCGGUCAAAUCUCCUCUACUCUACAAGGUUAUUGAAGAUCCCAAACCGAAAAACAAGAAAGUCGCUUCUCCAACGAAGGGCUCCAGGGAUGGCGGAAGCCCUAGCAAGUCCAACAAAAACGGACUUAUCGUCAAGAUUCGUCGAGUACGACAGUCGGAGCUCAGUUUACUGAACGACGAAGCUGAGAACUUCAUGUUCCCAAGGAAAGACGACAGUUCCGAUGAAGAGACGGACGAAGACCGUCAGACAACAUCGGAAAUGUGUCCGGGUGAUUUGAGCCAGGACCUCCCGAGCAGCGAAGGAGACCACCGAAAUUCCAUAAGCAUGCGGAAAUCGAGUGGCACACCUUCGGGAGGCAGGAAGCGAACCUCGUCGAUAAAAUUGCCUCCACCGGAUUCACCCAGCAAAAAGGCAGCUAAGGACUCCGAUAGCGAAGCGACUUCACGAUCACGUCGUGCAGGAACCCGCGGACCGGCAGCGCUCCUCCAGGACAAUGCCGAGUAUUACAAAUUUCCUGACCCGGGAUCCAGGUUGCGAUUUCCGGAAGCCCCCAUCCAGCCAAGCCCAGUAGAGGAUGAUGACAACGAAGGCGACGGUGCGAAACCGCCGCAGAGACGUGGCAACAAGCGGUGCCGUUCGAAAACGCCGGCCCCGGCCACGAUGACCAGCCAGAAGCAGCAGGAACACGACAUUCUGCUGGCAACGCGGUCAUCGCCCAGUUCGCCCUACCAACGCCAGGAGCAACUGCUGAACUGCGGCAAAAACAUCAUCAACUACGUCAAGGGCAAGGAGGAUGGGAUGGGGGUGUUCCGAUGGAGUAAUUUUAGGAAGAACUGUAAGGAAAUUGAACCGUAUCGGUUCGCGUUCGAGCGGGUUCCCUCGCUGGAGCCGUGGUACGAGACGUUCCAGCGCCAGGACGACUGCUCGGAGCAGGUGUACGAAUACUUCGGAAACACCGCAUACCGGAAACUGCCAUACGAGAUGGGGACUCUGCCCCCACUGAAGCAAAACUGCUGCAUUCUCAACUAUCGGAUAAAAUCUAAAACGCCGGAGAAAACCGUUCCUACAAGCUCCGCCGCUAGCACCAGUAGCAGUAGUAGUAGCAGCAGCACAAGUAGUAAUUGUGGCCACAAAGCGACGACUGCCGCAACUGCUACCGCCAAUUCAGCCUCUGCGUCCGUAACGGACGACAAGGAACCACUGGCUCUUCCCCUCAAGAAGCGGAAACUCCUAGUCGAUUCCGAUCGUCCACGGAAGAGCCCUCGGGAGCACGCUUCGACCCUGGCCAUUCUCAGUCUGCUUCAGCAGCAGUCACAGCACAAUCGGCGGCGUACGAUCAGCAGCGGAAGUUCCAGUGUUCCGAUUGUGACCGCCAAUCUGCCACCGCCAAGUCCCACCCCGUCGGCCUACAGUCCGAAGAAGGCAGCUAUCCAGGCGCACCAUAACAGCCAACAGGAAGCGGACUCAGCACUAGGCGAUGAAAUCCGGUCUUCGUGCGGAAGUGAUCCCGUCACCGAAAAGGAAGAUAUCUGUGCCAAGAAGAUCAAGUUCGAUCCUCCGGUGCUGGAAGACAACUUCGUGAACUACAAAGUCAUGUGCCAAGAGUUGGACGUGUUCCUGAACGAGAUGAGUGAAGGCGCCGAGGAGGAUGAAGCAUUCUUCGAAAUGGAUAAAAAGUCGGUGCCGAUCAUCGCUAGAAUGGAGCAACCGUUGAGGAAGAACUUGACCGAGAUAGUACGAGCCUGUGAUAAGGAAGCGCCGCUCAGUUUGAAGCAGGUCAGUCGACGUGAGGGAGCAAUGAGGAAGAUUGUCCAGUACGAUCGAAAACCACGUCCAUUGAGCUCGGUGACUAUCAAAUCGUUUGACGGUGGAGGAAAUUUGGACUGGACAGGAAGAACGGUGCUCUUCCGGAAGCGGAUCAACCGUACGGGAUGGCCCAAUGUCAAGAAGCGAAUUGUGACUAGGAAGCAGCAACAACUGUUGGUGAAGAAAGAUAAUGGGGAUAGUGAGGUGAAAACGGAGGGUGAUGCGGAAGGUUCGAGGAAAUCUUCGACGGAAGAAUCGCAAAUAAGUGGCCUGACGGCGGAUACGUCAUUGGUGAAGCAGGAAGAUGAGGAGGGAGAAGAGGACGACGACGAAGAGUUCGAGGAUACGAUGACCAUGCUGGAUGACGAUGAAACCAAUGGAAAGAUGGACACGCUCCUAACGGAUGACGAGGAGGAGAUUGGGCAAGACGUGGAAAAGAAAGCCGAUCGUAGCAAAACGCCUAUCCCGAAUAAAGUGGAAGAAGUACGGAGUGCGAGUCGUCUGGAUGGUGCCACUCGAAUCUUACCUAGCAGCAAAUAUGUGACCAAGACAACCACCACUAUGACUCGAGUGGAUUACAACGUUCCUUCUGCGUCGUCCAGCACUUCAAUCGUCGGUCAUUCCACCGAGGACCAUCCUCCCGUACAAAACCACACAUCCGCCAAAGGCAGCAAAUCCUCCCACAAUAAUCCUCCCUGCCCAGCACCGGUAGCACCCGAGGACGAUGAUAAGGAGUGCGACUCGAUCAGCUCCCGGAGUAUCUUCGUGAGCGAUGACUGUGAUACGACCUCGUCCACGCUAAUUAACAUGCAGUGCAACGAUGACCCCCUAGCCAUUGGUACCGGAUCUCAGCGGAACAGUGCCACUCCGCAACUGCAGUCCGCUUCAACGGACGAACCUUCCGAGCAAGCCCGACCGCCACGACCAGCUUCCAGGGCACGUCAGAACACCACUCGCCAUCUCAUCUCCCGUAAUCCGGUCGUUUGCAUCGAGAAGCUCAACUGCGCCACUACCACCAUCAUGCGAACUCGGUCAUCCUCGCGGACGCCCAUCAAGAAAACGUACAAACGGUCGAUAUUCACGAGCGCUAUGGUCAACUCGUCCGGCAAGCCGCACAAAAAGAAGCGGAAAAAGAAGCACAAACUCAACGGAGUGGUCGCUUCUUCUGGAGCUUCCAACACCGCGUCUCCGUCGCCCAGCUGUUCAGACGAAUUGAACUCGAUCAGCUCGUCGUUGGAAUGUGAUGAUCUGAGUCGUGACACUCCGACGCCUCCACGAAAGUCCAUCAAGGACCGACCACCAACGCCGGGUCCCAUCAAGUUCUCUCCGCGAAAACUUCGGAAACCGCGAGGACGGUGGUACAGGGAACGAUAGGAGGUAAGUCCUUCUACGGAGCAUUAAUCUAUUAAACGGUAUGUGUCGUUGUGCGCAUCAUCCGCCUACUGAAGAUGAUGAUGGUAUUCGUGAAGAGAAGUAUGUGUAACCACUAGUCGGUGGCUCCCCCCAGCAGAGCAGUGCAUUUCCGUUCACUUUGAGUUGUUGCUGUUGAUAAAUGGCGCUUGAUGCUUUGGGAGCCACCCAAGUGGGAGACUGACCACAACCCGACCUUCUUUUCGCCCGUUCUUUUAUUAUUUAGUUUUGUACUACUAUUACGUUUACUGUGUCAAUUGAUUGAAUACCCCCGGUACAAGAAUGCUAUUUAACAAAUUUUAGGCAGUAGUUCAAAUGUAGAACCCCUUUUCCCAAAAUGCCCCCUCCCCCCUCAAUAGUUCCCUUAGCAGUUACAAGGAAUGCAACGGAAAAGGCAUCUUUAAUUUGUACAUUACGCGCGAACCCACUCUCCCCAAAAAAUCCCAACGAGACAAAGUUGCAAAACAAUGCCCCCCGUAGCUAAUUUACACACCACGAAAUGGAAGAAACUAGAAAUCUGGAUCAGCUAGUAAUAGUGUAGAUGUAUUGAAAUACCAACUGUAUAGGAUUGUAUCAUGAUGAAAAAGAUAGAGAGAGAGCAAGGAAAAAUAGGCGAAAGCCCAAGUCUAGGAAUUUAGGAAUCAUCGCGCCACAGCCAAUUGACGGCCUGUGGACGGCAAAUCAUUUUAAAUUAUAACCCUACAAAAAAGAAGAAAAAGAAACGACUACAGAGAAGAUAAACACUUGGACAUGUGAAGAUAAAGCAGAAACAAAAAUACAACCAACAAAUCUUAUCAAUAAAGUGUAAUAAAACUGAGACGAUGUUCAAAGAAAAAAUGAAAAUCAUGAAAUAA